AGUUUCAGGCGGAUGUUAAUAAUUUGUUAAAAAGCGAUCUGUACCAGGGACUAAACUUACAGCAUUAUUCCAACGAAGAAGAGAUUAAAUCGAUAGUUACUCGAUUAUAAUAACGCGCCAAAACAGCCAAAAUAGUUGUUUAUUUUUCAAACUACUAUAAUCAGGAUUAGCUUAUUACACUCUUGGUAUCCAGGAAAUUAUUUUAUGAACGAAAAUAGUGUACAUAACAUUUAUUUUUUAUAUUGUUAGCUAUUCUAUGUACAAUGAAGUGUAUUAUUCCUGAAAUUUCCUGGCAUAAUAGAGAUCCUGUAUUAAGUAUUGAUAUUCAAGUAAAAAAAGAAAGUGAAAAUUUGUAUAGACUGUCAACAGGUGGAACUGAUUCUCACGUUUUGAUAUGGCAUAUGCUUCCUCAGAAUGAUGGAUCUUUCAAACUAGAAUGUGUUUGUGAUCUCACUCGUCACAUAAAAGCUGUGAAUGUUGUAAAGUUCUCUCCUUCUGGUGAAUUUCUUGCAUCUGGUGAUGAUGAAUCAGCUAUUAUCAUUUGGAAGAUGAAGACAGAUCAAGAUGCUCCAGAUCUUGAUGAUGAGCCAGUAGAAAGCAGAGAAGUGUGGAUACAGGUAAAAGUUUUAAGAGGACAUCUCAAUGAUAUCUAUGAUCUAUCAUGGUCUCCAGACUCUUCACACCUACUUUCAGGAUCUGUUGAUAAUACUGCGAUAAUUUGGGAUGUUGUUAGAGGGAAGAAGACAGCUAUCCUACCAGAAGCAAAAAACUUUGUACAAGGUGUUUCAUGGGAUCCAGAAAACAAAUAUGUGGCUACCUUAAGUAGUGAUGGAAAAUGUCGUAUUUACAAUUGGAGGACGCAUAAGUUGUGUGCCAGCAUAUGUAAGGGUAGAUCUCCAGGAGCUCCCUUGGAUACUAAACCAUCUCGAUUUUACCAUGAUGAUACUUUAAAAACAUUCUUCCGGCGAUUAGACUGGUCUCCAUCAGGAUGGCUUUUGGCUACACCAUGUGGUGUUAUCGAGCCUGUAGAUGGCAAUGGAAAGCCUCAGUGUGUUACCUGGCUGCUUUCAAGGAAACAACCUAGCUGGUACGAGAAGUGACGCCAAAACUUAAUGAAUUACUUGAGUUUUUAUUAUUCUGGUUUAAAUAUUAUCCUUGUCUUAUUUGACACCGAACUUUCUGCUAUGUUUAGUUAAAAAUUUUAUUUCUAUACUCAAAUAUUUCAAAUUCAAAAUAAUAAAAUUAACAUUAUAUUCGAACCAUUAUGAUCACACAGUAAUUGUGAUCUUAAGAUCAUGAGUUUAAGUCCCAUUUUUUGAUUCAUAGUAUGACUGGUCACUAUAGAAAGUUAGACCAAUAACUCCUUGAUUUGGGGAAUUUCAAUAACCAAUAACGUGCAAAUCUGUCUGGCAAAAAUAAAUUAUAAUAAAAGUGUAUAGUCAAUUGAUUUCUAAUCCUUUAACGUAUAGUUUGAAACAAAAGAUGUUCAAAAGUUAAAAAUAUCUUCCACUAGUAAAGUUUUAAACCAUUUUAAUGUUGUGUAUCAUAUUUUUGCCAUAGAAGAUUUUAUCUAUAUCCUAUCUGUCUAUUAGUUUUUGUUCUGUACAAUUAUAUUUUGUAAUUAGUUUGUUUUAUUUAUAAUCUUUAAGAGAAAAUUUAAUCUAAAAUAUUUUGUUUAAAUUAAUGUGUUGUUUUUUCACAGCCCCGUUUUAUAUUAUCCUGGAUUCAAUCAAGCGUCCAUGAUAUGCCGAUGGUCGCCUAUAAGGUACUGCCUUCGAGAGGGUGAAAAACCUGUCAUAGGCCUGCCUUACCGUAUGGUGUUAGCUGUGGCUACUAAGUCGUCAAUUAUAAUAUAUGAUACUCAGCAUGCUGUUCCUAUUGGAUUAAUAUCGAACAUUCAUUAUACAAAACUAACCGAUAUGGCUUGGUCAUCUGAUGGGCUUGUGUUGCUUGCAUCUUCAACUGAUGGCUACUGUUCUGUUAUAACUUUUGCCCCUGAUCCUGCCCAAAAAUCUUCAUUUAGUGUUCAGACUAGUGUUGCAGAGCUAUUGAUCUUUGUGGAUACUGAGCAAAGCCCCGUUUGGCCAAAUCUUCUUUUGGAUCUAUGUAAGGCUGAUUUCUUAUUGGACUGUUAUAAAGAGACGUUUCCAUCGAGUGAGUCUGUCGGGUGCUCCGGCCCACCACCUCAGGAGCACCUGACAGCCUCACUCGAUCGAAACGUCUCUUUAUAA
Messenger RNA from Nezara viridula (southern green stink bug), 2231 nucleotides. NCBI's taxonomy places the organism in Eukaryota, Metazoa, Arthropoda, Insecta, Hemiptera, Pentatomidae. The record is from the annotation of a GenBank genome assembly.